Messenger RNA from Puccinia graminis f. sp. tritici CRL 75-36-700-3, 572 nucleotides. RefSeq lists its product as uncharacterized. The transcript is spliced from 2 exons. The record is from RefSeq and is a predicted model, not a curated record. Lineage: Eukaryota; Fungi; Basidiomycota; Pucciniomycetes; Pucciniales; Pucciniaceae. Bases 1 to 459 code for a protein of 152 amino acids.
AUGUCUUUCCAGAGAAUUCUACUCCUAGUUCUUUUCAUAGCCUCGGUGGCAUUGGGCCGCACUGUUGUCAACUUGGAUCAACAAACGGGCCUGUUGGAGAAAAGAACUCGCGUGGCAUUAUUUAAAGACCCCCUUAACCGAGUUGUUAACGUUGAAAAUAGUCCUCCCAAGGGCAAACUUCACGACGCAGUGCCUGUUCCGGGUAAGUACCCCAAAAACGAGAAGAACGGGCCCGCGGAAAAGGAAGACUUGACGAAGGAAAAAGAAGAGGCGAUCGCUACACAACAGAAGAAGGUGGAUUUGGCGAAGCAAAAACUUGACGAGGCGAUUGCCAAGCAACAACAGAGUCAAAAUUCGGGCAACGAAGAUAGUGCUAAGGAUCAAAAGAGCGUGGAUUCAGCGCAGAAAAAACUCAACGAAGAGAUCGCAAAACUCGAUGAGCUUCGAGGUGGUAACUGAGAAAAUGUUAUUUGGAACUUGGCAAGACGACAUAUUUCCCUGAUCUAUUUUCAAUCCUCAAAAGUUUAGCAAACACCAACAGACUUCCAAGAAUUUUUAAUCUUCAGUAACCC